AUGCCUCCCAAGAGAAGGGUCCGUGACGAUAACGGUGAGGCGCCAUCCACCUUGGCCGGUGGUGCUGCCGUCAAUCGAGAGUUGCCUCCGUUGGCAUCGCGACUUGACACAUCGUACGGAUCUGCACCUUCCACGAUUCUACGGAACACUCGCCGCGGUCAACAACGCAACUUGCAAGACAUUAUCAAGGAAACACUACACAACAGCGAUGAUUCUGAUGAUCCGGGUGACCCGGGCGACCCGGACGAUGGGGAUGGAAGCGAUGAUGGCGAUGAUGCCAGUCCCAGCAGCGGUGAGAACAGCAACAGCAAACAGCCACAGCCGCCUCCUUCUCGAAGCACAAGGGAAACAAGGCAAACAAAGUCGCCAACCCCCAAACCAGCGCCAAAGCCCAAUCCGCCGCGUAGAGUGCAACCGAGUCCUGAUCCAGACCCUGAUCCCGACCCGAACUUCGACCAAGACUUCGGUCCUUAUCGAGAGUCCUCAGAAUCCCCCGAUCCAUUAAGGGAUGCAACACCAGAUCCGCCCCUCGCCCGGCGCUCACCGCGACGACAAUCACCAGUCAAACCCGCUCCCUCUAUCAAACCUCCUUCAUUCCACCAAGGCCCUCUAGUUCCUCCACAGCAGUUUUUGCCAGCUGCUGCACCGCCAAGAGGGCAAUUCUCAACAAAUUCACAGUCGAUGAAUAGGAGAGCCAGCUCGGAAGAUCCUGCUCAAGGCCUGACACCUGCUAGACGAUCUCUUCCUGCUGCAAGCUGGAACUCCGUCUUCGCCCGAGCCAUAUCCGAAGAGCCCUAUUCCCAGUCUCGCUCUCAAUUCACCCAAGGCCCUCCGGAGCCGACUCCGACACCAGACUCAGUUCGCACCUUUGGCCAGGAAAGCUCACUCUAUGGGGGUGCCGAUAUUGGCUCAACCCCGUCGCAGUCUCUCUCUUCAGAGCGUGGUGGUCGCAUGCGGUCAAUAGAGGAGAGCGAGGAACCCUCUCCGCCCAAAGAACAGAGGAGAGGCAUCGAUCUACUCAGUCCAUUGAGGCGCCUGGCACGCGAUCCCCGGCACAACGCGCAAAUGGCACAGCGAAAUUUGAGUCAGACCAUCCCUCACCAAGAGUACCACGCGUCCACCUCAACAGGAGCCACCAAGUACACCGCCAUCAGAUCGAUUUCGCCAGCGCAGCAGUAA
Molecule: messenger RNA, 1179 nt
Organism: Colletotrichum acutatum
Lineage: Eukaryota; Fungi; Ascomycota; Sordariomycetes; Glomerellales; Glomerellaceae
Exons: 3
Coding region: 1-1179 (392 amino acids)
Source: RefSeq, a predicted model, not a curated record